UUCAGCCCGCGGACAUGGCUGUUCCUCUCAGUCAGACGGUGGUGCGUCGAAGGGGCUUUGGUGAUGGCGGUUAAAAAAAGAUGUAAAUUUCUAUCGGCGUUUACUUAAAUCCGCUGGAUUUGUAAAUUCAUGAGGGAAACUGUUGUGCAUUUGAGCCGCCGAGGUAAUUUUCCUGCUGGAAAUCGAAAGGCGGUGUCGCCAUGAAAAUUUUCCCGAAAGUCUUAAUUUCAUCUUGUAAUUGGGAUGGAAGAUUGAAAUGGAUGGGCGAGUACGUUUUUUUAAGUCACUGAUGAAGCGGUGCAAGUCUGACGAACUGCCCCUGGAUGAGGAGCAGGGGUCGAAGCUGGGAGUUGGUGCUGAUACAGCGCUCAAGCAGCAGGGUGAUGCUACGCCAGCAGAUGCUGCCUGUCCAUCCCGCAACAACAGAGCUCAAGACUUGAAGAAAUUUCAGCAGCUGUCUGAAGGAGGUGGUUCCAGUGGCAUGUUUGGACAUGGUCUGAAGCAACUUUUCCAUCACCGAAAACGAUCUCGGGAGCGUGAUCAGAGUAUACAAGAAUCUUCUCAACUUUACCACCGUUCUCAUGGACAUUCUGAUCAUGAUUCUGCAGAUGAAAAGGAACGAUCUCCUGAGAUGCAUCGUGUCUCUUAUGCCAUGUCCCUCCACGAUCUUCCUGCUCGUCCCACAGCCUUCAACAGAGUCUUGCAACAGAUUCGGUCAAGGCCAUCCAUCAAAAGAGGAGCCAGCCUCCACAGCAGUAGCAGAAGGUCAAAAAGUGGACCAAGUGACGCCCAGAAAGGGAGUCCACAUCUUGUCCGUAAGGCACCUCAGGACAGUUCACUAACUGCACUUUUGCAGCAGCAUCAGUACAGACCAAGGUCAUCCUCCACCACAGACACGGCACUUGCGGCGGGAGAGAUUGGCAUUAUUCUCCCAACAGGGGAUGAGUCGGAGCGGAUCACAGAUAAGCUUGAAAAGGGAGAUGUGAGUACACUCAGUUUGCCAGCAAACACCAGCCAUGGGGGCUCAGACUCCAACAUUAGCCUUGAUGUGCCCGAUGGAACCCCAGAUCCUCAUAAGACAAAAGCAGCCAUAGAACACCUUCACCAGAAGAUCCUGAAAAUCACAGAACAGAUAAAAAUCGAGCAAACUGCUCGGGAUGAUAAUGUAGCAGAAUAUUUGAAACUGGCCAACAAUGCAGACAAACAGCAAGCAUCCCGUAUCAAGCAGGUUUUUGAGAAGAAGAACCAGAAAUCGGCACAGACAAUUGCUCAGCUGCACAAGAAGCUAGAACACUACCACAGAAAACUGAAAGAGAUCGAACAAAAUGGUCUUUCAAGGCAGCCAAAGGAUGUUCUGCGGGAUAUGCAACAAGGUUUAAAGGACGUAGGCGCCAAUGUCCGAGCUGGGAUCAGUGGAUUUGGUGGUGGCGUGGUGGAAGGUGUAAAAGGAGGCCUGUCAGGUCUCUCCCAAGUCACUCACACAGCAGUAGUUUCCAAACCACGGGAGUUUGCUAGUCUGAUACGAAACAAGUUUGGCAGCGCUGACAACAUUGCCCACUUGAAAGACACAUUGGAUGAGUCACACCAGGAGGAGACCACCAGGACUCUGAGUGGCAGUGCUACACUGGUGUCGAGCCCCAAGUAUGGAAGUGAGGAUGAGUGUUCCAGUGCAACUUCUGGCUCUGCGGGUGGGAGUAACUCUGGGGCAGGGGCUGGAGGCAUGGGGAGUCCCAAAUCCAAUACAUUGGACAGCCAUCAUAACAACUUUGAUACUAUCCUGGAUGAACUUCGCGAAAUUAAGGAUAGUCAGUCGCAUCUGGAGGAUGCAAUGGAAGAUUUGAAAGGACAGUUACAAAGAGAUUAUGCUUACAUGACACAGUGUUUGCAAGAAGAACGAUACAGGUAUGAGCGCCUGGAGGAACAAUUGAAUGAUCUGACUGAACUUCAUCAGAACGAAAUGUCUAACUUGAAGCAGGAACUUGCUAGUAUGGAGGAAAAAGUUGCGUACCAGUCAGAUGAGAGGGCCAGAGAUAUCCAGGAAGCUCUGGAGUCAUGUCUAACCCGCAUCACCAAACUGGAACUUCAACAACAGCAACAACAGGUGGUACAACUGGAAGGGGUGGAGAACGCAAAUGCAAGGGCCCUACUGGGAAAAUUCAUCAAUGUCAUCUUGGCACUCAUGGCUGUCAUACUGGUCUUUGUCUCCACCAUAGCCAACUUCAUCACUCCUCUUAUGAAGACACGGUUCCGGGUGUUAAGCACACUGCUGCUGGUAUUGUUCCUUGUCUCCCUCUGGAAACAAAGGGAAAAUAUUGUGUAUUUCUCCGAACAGAUCCAGUUACCCAGCUGAUCUAGACAUUUUUGAUAGCUGACAGAUUGGUGUGUUUUUUUUAAACAAACAAGGUAUCCUGACAUCUUGUUUUUUCUUCUCCUCUCCCAUCCCACCUUUUCUCAUCAAUGUUGAUGCCAUUGUUAGCUUGGCGACUACGUGCAACAAUAUAGUAUGUGGUGUGAUGACGCCCAAUUAGAAGGAAGAGCUGAUUGAACUGUUUCUCUUCUAAAGAUCUUAACUGAACAGACUGUGGUGUAUUGGUUGCACACUGACUGAAGCGAGUAAUGAAGGAAGGCAGUUUGAGGAAGACACUGUUCAUAAUGAAUUGUACCAUUUCAGUAUUUUUUUUUGUUUUCUUGUUAACUUAUAACAAAUAUUUAAGAAUUUUUGAGAGGGCCAGGAGAGAGUCAAUAUUAUUUGUGUGAUUGAUUAUAUAUUUAUUUAUAACUAAUAUACAUCCAAAAUAGCACAAAUGGUUUACAAGAUAUCCUAAGCUUAAUCACAUUGCACAUUCCGGUUUAUGUAACAAAAGUCCUUUAAAACUAGUACAAAUGAAUCCUUACAUAAGGCACUCAGAAGUGGAGAAAGUUUUUUUUGCACAGCUCAAACAGGCAGUGAAGAAAAUUUUAUUUGGCCCAGCUUUUGCCACUAAAGGAGAGUGGAAUGUUGGAAGAAAAUUUGCAAAUGCUCUCGGCAACAGAAAGUAGUCUCCACUGUGGACCAUGUUUUACAAAGAAUUAUAUUUUACUUUUCCCAUCUUACAUCUUUUGUGUGUGUUCCUUUCACUGCUGCAGCUGCCAGCAUCAGUAAAUAAAGAAAUUGUUACAGUAACACAUUGGCCCGUCGCUGCAGAUGUGAAAUGGCAAGAAAUAUCCUGGUCACAGAUACUGCUAGACUACAUGACCUUCAAUGAAGGUGGUGUGGGUGUGGGUAGUUUUUUUAAGUCAUAGUAGGAUCCAUUAGUGCAGCAGAAAAUAGAUGCAUUGCAACCUGUUGAGCAUUUCAGAUGAUGGUGUUAUUAGGAAUUAAGACCAUUAUGUGUUACUAGGGUAGAUUGUCUGCAAUUUUUUUUGAUUUUUUAAGCACGAUGAAUUAAUUCUCCCUUCAUUCUCUCUCCGUAUGUUUCAAUUACGUGAGCUGUUAACCAGGCAAUGGACAUAUCUCUGAUGGAGAGAAAGUAUUAGAUCCACAUGUUGGGUUUGGUGUGAAGACUUAAAGCUAUUAAAAUUAUACAAGUAUAUUUUUCCCAAUUGCUGUGCUGUUGGAGGGGGCGUAUCAGCUUUGUGUGGACAUAUAAUGAUUGAAAAAAGUUUGCUUCAUGAGAACACUUUUGCUGGUGCGUUGCUUGAAUUUUUUUAAAAGAUUUUUAAAAAUUUUUCAAUACAAUUUGGUGAAACAGCAUGGUAAUAUUUUCCGUUCAGUUAAGCAGUACCUGGUAGAUCAGGAGAUUAUAUGCGAAUUUUUCCUUUUGCUUUCUCCCCUGUUCUUUCCCCUACACCUUUUCAUAUUCUUGUAUUGCUUUCCAAAGACCAUUGUGAGCAUAUGGAGAGCAAAUGCCUCACUGGAAAUAACAGUUUGGCUGUUUGACCAUCAACAUCAUAGCACAACGGCACAGGAGAGAGAUUAUGGAAUAGACUACAGUACAAGCAGAGCUCGGCCUGUGUGUAGGACGUUAAAACAUCGACACAACAAGCAAACGUAUAGUUGAUUCCCAUGAAAUGAGAAAUCCAAAUCAGCCUACACUAUAGAUUCAGAUGACAAAAGACAUUCUGCAAUUUUGAUAUUAUCAAUUCAGAACAUAGCAAUAAUGCUUACAUCCCAUUUUUAAACAGUAAUUUUGUCUCGUUUUAUGUCUUGCAUUGCCAGUUUGUUUGUGGGAGGAGGUGGAGUAUGGAAAUGAGAGCUUUUUGUUUCUAAUAUUUACAUCAAAUUUGAGAAUGAUUGUAAUUCUAAUAGGCUAUCCAAAUAAAUACUGAUUAUAUCAGGAAUCACUGGAGCUAAGGGCAGUGAGUGCUGCUUUGUCAAGUAGUUUGACAUAGCACACCAGAUACCUAGAAUGGAGGAAAUACCAGAAAAGCAUUUCCAUGAGAACGUUUUUCCCUGUUUUAAUCAGAGAAUUCAUCUCUCUCGGUGCUAAUUUUACAAUUAGUACCUAGCAUUGUUUGAAUGCUGAUUUGAAAAUCUGUGUAGAGCUAGUAGUGGUGCCUACAUGUAGAGGAAAACCUUCACAUCAGUUGUCUAAAAACAAGUUAGAUGCUAGCACAUAAUUGUUGUAGUUACAUGGAAUUUGCUAGGACCUUGAUAUAAAAAAUAAAUAUGACAAAUGGUGAACAGGUUUGCACUGAAUUUCCAGACUUGUGCACAAAGAUGAUAGCCUGAACAUUGUAGACAGAAAUUGUAUUAUGGGCCUUUAAAACACGGAAGUAAUAGUACAGGAAAAGGAGAAAGAAAUUAAGGAUCGGAAUGUAUAAUGUAGACACCAGUUAAUUGAUCAUUUUAGUCAAGCUGUAGUAUGCUACUAUAGUCGAGGGACCUGUUGUGUUAAUGCAAGGCUGUGGUGUCACUGGGGCCAUUCUAACACACCAAUAGUACAUUACAGUGUGUGUAUGUAUAUAACAGGAAGCGUGUUUAAACAAGGUAGUAUGCUGUUAACGCAGUGGAAGUUCUUGCCAUAUAGGAAGGGAUGUGCUUUCCUGUAAAGGUACAGUAUGAGGAAAAAGGAGUGUACGGUUUGAAGGUCACUUGGUAAUCUCAUGUUUUAACAAGACUGGAUGUUUUUAUGUAAAGCACUUUUUAGUUAAAGUACCUUUUUUCCUGUUUUGCGAAGAAUAACUUGAACCAUAGCUUUUGUAGAAAAAUUGCUCGUUUGGUCAGAAUUAAAGAUCUUGAGCUUUAUGGAGAUUGAUAAUUGAGCAUUUACUGUCCUGAUUUGUUUGCAGGAAUUUAUGAUAAUAAAUAUCUUAAAUCUGUUUGUGCUUCCAAUUUAGUUUUCUAGUCUAAAUUCCUCAAUCAACAUUUUUUUUGGCAAUGUACUUUGUAAGCUCCUCUUGCUACAAAGAUGCACUCUUGCCAGUGCUAUACCUCUGCUGUGAGAGGAUGUGAUUGUAGUGUGGUAAGUUUACUUGGUGUUUCCAUUAAGUAAAUGAAAGUAGGAAUUGAAAAUGGAAAUAGAAGGAUAUUGGGCAUUUUAAAUGGGCAUUGAAUUAUAUUUGCACACCUUUGGUCCAUUUAUCUCUACCUUCGAAUCCUGGUUUAACUGAUUCUGACUCUGCAAUGCUGCUGGACGUAAACUCGUUAACUUCAUUUAUCCAAACUAGGUUCCAAGGAAUUGGAUUUAUGGAACUAGGACUUCUUCAAUAGUUUAUUAAUCAUAUGCAAUGCUAAUCAUUGUUCCAGUAACACAAGUGAUUUCCGCUCCCAUGGCAGAGUGAUCCCUUCCCAGAAACUUGCUGAAUUUUAUUGGUUCUAAAUUGUAUGACUAGUUUUUGCUCUCUCCACUUGCUGGUUCCAUCCCUUUUUAAAAGCUUGUAUUCAACCAUAUUACAUCCUUAUCAUUGUUGCAUCAUUCAAGUAAUCCUAUGGGUAGUAACUGAACUUGCAAUGCUGAAAUCUAAAACCAAAAUAGAAUCUAGAAACAUAACAGAUCAACCAACAUGAGUGAAUAGAACAUAACACCUGAAAAAUAAGUGAGAAGAUAUUUUAGUACAGACACACUGGUGUGAGGGUAGAACUGUACACAUAGGCAAACCCACAGACCCAUGGUUGGAAUGAUGAAACCGACUUGUCUGAUCAUUUUCUUUUCAUUUUACUCAUGGUUUUUCUUUAAAUUAUUAUCUGCAACACAUGCAUUUGUAUAUAUCCUUUCUCUGAAUGUUGUAUCUUGCCCAGAUACAUUGUUCUUUUCAGUUUUGAAGACAAUUCUAUAUCCCAAAUGUUAGUUUAUUGAUUUGCACUCAUGCUGACUGAAGUGCUGUACACUUCCAGCAUUUUUGAUUCACCUAGUCUUGUAUUUUGGACUUGCCUUUCAGCAAGGCAUUGAUCUCUAUUCAAGUAUCAGGCAAAUGAUUUUCAACAGCUAGCAAUUAAUUUAUGAAAUUAAUCAUACCCACUGCAUGAUUUUCUGCCUGGGUAUCUUAAUUUUAUAGGAAAGGCCAAGUGGUAGUAAAUAUGCCUGCUCAUCAAUGGGAUAAAGCAAAUAAAUUUAUAGAACAUUUGCUAUAACAAAUUGUUUACCCUCAUUAUGGUCAUGUUUGUGACUGACAGGAAUAUAAACUGUACAUGAAUAGGACAAAGCAAGUUACUAGCCAUGCAAGUUAACAAACUUCCCUGUGGACCUUAUUUUCAGAAUUUUUGCAUUUGCCAUUUUGCCUCAAACUAAAUUAGAAAUAAUACUGAACAACAAUAACAAAUUGCAUUGGCUGCAGAAUUAAAACCAAACAGCAUUUUCAUUGCAGAGAUUUUCUAAUAUUAUGAAAAAAUGUUCUUUACAUUAUUCAUUGAUUUUAAUGUAAAUAGUGAGAUUCAUUCCUCGUCAGCAACUGAACAUUAAUUGAUAUUUUCUUUGUCCACUUUAACAGUAUUAGAUUAGAGUCCCUACAGUGUGGAAACAGGCCCUUCAGCCCAACAAGUCCACACCGCCCCUUGAAGCAUCCCACCCAGACCCAUCCCCCUACAACCCAUACACCCCUGAACACUAUGGGCAAUUUAGCAUGGCUAGUCCACCUAACCUGCACAUCUUUGGACUGUGGGAGGAAACCGGAGCACCCGGAGGAAACCCACGCAGACACGGGGAGAAUGUGCAAACUCCACACAGACAGUCGCCCGAGGCAGGAAUCGAACCCGGGGCUGUGAGGCUGUAGUGCUAACCACUGUACCGCCCCAAUUUGUUCUUUUUGAAGAUCUACUGCCACUUCCAAAUUUGAGAUUUCCCUGAGGACUGUGCACUACUCACAGUAUCAUGCACUUUAUGUAGGCCAGUGGAACUGUAUUGUCAGGCAGUCAAAAGAUACGUUAAUCUUAGUGUUUAAGUACAGGAGGUACUAGAUCCUAUUCAAGAGAGUUACUUCGGUGUGUACUACAGUAUUGUACUGUAUUACUUUAAGUACAUGUGACUUUGCUGUGACAGCAGAAACUGAAAUAGCAAAUACACCGGAUGUUCCCCCAACUUGCUUUACUAAAGUUUUACCAUCUUAAUUCGAUGGUAGAUCUGUAGACUGACACUUUUGUUGGUUAAUAGUAUUGUUUGUUCCCUGAACAUCAGAUUAUUUGCACCAAAGAAUGCCACUGAUAGAGGAAGAACAAUGUGUUUUCCAUUGACGACUCCUAUUAUUUUGAAAAUAGUUAUAGAAAACACUAAGACGUGGAAAGCAAUUAAAUGUCGGGUUUAUCAGAUUAGUGGCAAAGAUCUGGUAAAUCACCAGUGAUAGUUAUUUGAGUAUAUGAAGAACACUCAAGCAACUGAAAAGACUAACUCUGUUUAAUAUAACAACAGACCACAACUUGUUUUUUAGUACAAGCCUUAAUUGCUACUGUUACAAAUGUUUUAAUACUUGUAAUGUUGUGUGAUCUAGUUUGCUCUUUUCUCCCAACAUUGAAGGCUGCCAUUAUGAAAGUCCUUGAAUGUUCUGAAAGCAGCGUUAAAGGGGAAGUCCACUUUUUGGGGAGGGGUGAGUACUUUUUAUUUAUGGUACAUACCUAUUUUACAGUAAA
This is a messenger RNA of Stegostoma tigrinum, 8041 nucleotides long. RefSeq names its product transmembrane and coiled-coil domain family 2 (gene tmcc2). Bases 257 to 2350 code for a protein of 697 amino acids. The transcript is spliced from 7 exons. NCBI's taxonomy places the organism in Eukaryota, Metazoa, Chordata, Chondrichthyes, Orectolobiformes, Stegostomatidae. Gene Ontology annotation, cellular component: endomembrane system. The record is from RefSeq and is a predicted model, not a curated record. Gene Ontology annotation, biological process: amyloid precursor protein metabolic process.